Molecule: messenger RNA, 1140 nt
Organism: Ichthyophthirius multifiliis
Lineage: Eukaryota; Ciliophora; Oligohymenophorea; Hymenostomatida
Product: PHD-finger family protein, putative
Exons: 2
Biological process (GO): regulation of transcription by RNA polymerase II
Source: RefSeq, a predicted model, not a curated record
AUGAGACAAGAAAUAGCAAAUGAAAAAUAAAUAUAUAAGAAAUCAGAUUUUAAUUUUGAUGAUCCUUUAGUUGACAUAUAUUGUUUUAAUUAAUUUGAUAAGCAAUAUUUAAAUUAUUUACAAAAAAAGCAAUAAUAUAAUUUUACAUUAAAUAUUAAUAAAAGCAAUAAUAAUAUAAAUAAUACUAAAAUAAAUAUUUCCAUUAAACAUGAAAAUAGUUCGAAGACUAAACAAAAUAAUCCAGUCUUAAACGAAGAUAUUCCUUGUUAAAUUUGCAAUGAUAAAGAUUUUGCAGAUGAUGAUCUUAUUGUAUUUUGUUCGAAAUGUAAUAUUUCAGUACAUUAAAGGUGUUAUGGUAUUUUGAAAAUUCCAAACGAUGAUUGGAUUUGUGAGUUAUGUGUUAAUUUUGGACCUUAAGGGUAAUUAAUGAGGUGUCCUUUGUGUCCUAAAAGAGGAGGAGCAUUAAAACCGAGCAAAAUUUAAAUAAAUUUAAAUACAUUUGAAAAUAUAAAUCCAUCAUAUCAUUUAUUUGCUUCUUAAUGCACCUUUAAUGAAGCUAAUAAAUAUAAAUAUGAAAAAAUCGAAACUGAAGACGAUAUAAAUAAAGACGAAAAUAAUUUUUAUCUUUAUUAAUAAUAAUAAUAAAAGGAUUAUAAAGAAAAAGAUGGACUUUAUUAUGACUUUACUAUAACAAAAGAUUAAGAAGUUAAUUUAAACAUUCUAAAUAAUGAACCAAAACCUAAUUAUGUUUGGUGUCAUAUUUCAUGCACUUUAUGGACUCCUGAAUGCUAUUUUGACGAUAGAAACUAUUAUAAUUUUGUUAAAGGAAUUGAAAAUAUUGAUAAGUCAAGAUUUAAAUUGUUAUGUAAAGUUUGUAAGUUAAGAGAUGCUGGAUCUUGUAUUAAAUGUUCCAAAGGUAAUUGUGAAGAAGCUUUUCAUUCUGAAUGUGCUAGAAGAGCUAAUAUUUGUUUAGAAGUUAAGAAUAGUGAAAGGUUAUAGUAUUUACUUUAUUGUGAAUUACAUACACCUUUGUAGAUAAUUAGAUUUAUAGAAAAUAAAGAAAAAAAAUAUAAGGUUUAUUUAUUUAUAUAUAUCUAUAUUAUAUUUUAAUAAUAUAUUUAUAUUAGGAAGAAAUUUUGA